AUGCAUUGUAAAAGAAAAAAAAGAAUUUACGUACCUGAAAGAAAAGAACGAAGAGGACUUCCGUGGCUUCCUAUUGUCACAGACGAAUUAGAAACUCCAUCCGUUUAUAUAGAAAAUGCAUACGCGUGUUGUCCGUAUCCUCCACUCCUAUUAGAAAAAUCAUGGACGAGAUCGGUACCGAUCAGAGAUACUUUCGAAUAUACAAAACCCUCGGAUGAAAUCGGAUGUAGUUUUAGUUUAAAUGCAACAAGAAUGAAUAUUCACAUGUUACCCCCACAAAAAAAAGAAAGUUGCCCUUGCCCGAUACCAUUGAGUGGUAAUUUAGGUUACCCUAACAAAGAAUGGCUCGAAAUGGUGGAAAAUUAUAAAGAAAAAUUUAGAAAACUCAAAGCCGAACAAAAACUCGAUGUUCGUGUCGUUAAACUCAGGGAUCUUUAUUCCGGUAGUUAUUUUAAAAAAAAAGAAGCGAGAGAAGAAGCUAAAAGAAGAAAAUUGGAAAAACCGGAGGAAACGUUAACCGAUUAUCUAGCUAAAGUGGAAAUAGAAAUAAAUGAAGAACGGAUGCAUUUUAAAAAAUUAGAAGCGUCUUUACCGGUGGAUCCGGAUGUACAAAGAGAAAAAUUAUUAAAAAUAAUUCAAGCAGAACAAAAAAUGUACGUUCGAGAAGAAGAUUUAUCGAGGAUACAUUACUAUAGAACUAUAGCUAUAGAAGAUUAUCAUUAUGAUCCGUGUCCGAAAGAACAUUUUGUAAAUGCUAAAAAAAAAAUUUCUCCAAAAUUAUUUCUCAGAAUAGAGAAUCGAAUGUUGGUGAGAAAACUCGAAGAAGAAAUUGGACAAUAUUAUGCAGUUAGCGCAAAAGAAGCCAUUUUAGAUUACAUAUUAUUAGAUCCGUUCGAACGUAAUAGAUUACAAAUACGAACGUAUCCUAUUAAAUAUCCAACGAUCGUUAUAACAUCUCCUGUACCAUGGCACUGUAACAAAACCAUAUCCCAUCAAAUGCUCGAAAAAAAUUUAUACAUCGGAAAUCCAAUAUUCGAUCGUUUGCAAAAUCUUUGGUUCGAAGGGUACGACAGCAUGUAUAUUUUACCAUUUGACGAAUUGACAAAAGGUUUCAUACCGUUAAGAGUCGAUCAAUUCGAAGAAAGAGUAUCGAAAAUAUGUUCGAAAGCUAAACACGUGCUUGUUAAAAAAUGGGUACCUGAAUGCGCAAACGUAAUUAAAGAAAUGUCACAUUAUUGGAUUCAUUUGAUACCGAAAAAACCUGAAGAUUCAAUUCAGGGUGUAAAAAAAUUUUUCACGAGCGUUGCUGCUUUAAUGUCAAUGCAAAUGAGAACUCUUGUUAUGAAAUCUCUAGAACAUUUUUGUUCGAAUUUAAUGAAAUACGAGGGCGGAAACGAAUACGAAGAACCCUACGAAGAUUUCAUGUUUAUAAACAUUUCCCUAUUGUCGACAAAAGUUAAAAACGAAGAAGGAACGACAAGAUUUUAUUUGGAACCUUCAUUAAAAGACAUUAGAGAAACCAUUCAUAAAACUUUUAAUAAAAUAAUCGAAGUUAAUAAAAAUGUACCGAGAAUCGAAGCCGUUUUACUCGAAGAAAUGUCCGAUCUUAGUUUGAUGCCCGUUUCAACAAGCGAAGAAGAUGUUAAAGAGUUAAUAAAAAAAGGUUUGUCGUCAUUCGAUGCCAACCAACGGGGACCCCUCAUCUACAUAAAAAAUUUCGAAGUUUACAAUUAUAUAUUUUCCGGGGAGGCAAAAAAAAAUUUAACAAAUUUUUUCGAACAGGAAUUUUUUCCAAGUUUGAAGGAUUUCGAAGUGAAAAUAAAAGAAUAUCGAGAGGUUUGCGACGAAAUAGCACUUUUAAGAAAAACGAUACCUUUAAAUUUUAUUUCAUUGGAUUGUUCGGAAAUAAAUGAUAAACUUUACAACGCCGUCGACAGUUUGACUAAUUUUAUCGUCGAUUAUUUCGUUACGGAAAAUCGUAAUCAUAACAGAGAAAUAUGUUCAGUUUUCGAUAAAAUGUCAUUCAGAGCAAGCGAAUUACCGGAAACUACGGCUGAAUUAGUCGAACUAACAAAUUAUCUAUCGGAAAGUAGAAAUUCUACCAUGUUUAAAUUAAAAAUGAAAAUUCAACUCACGGCUCAAUACGUUUUAUUUUUAAUGAAUCAAACGAUUCUUCCAGUCGAAGACUUACAAUUAAAUUCGAGAGUGUUUCUAUGGCCGAAUGACAUGGAAUCGGUUUUGGAAUUGGCAACUCAAAGGCUCAGCCACAGACGUGACGCAGUUGAAAAUGUAUUGAAAGCUAAAAGGACGGAUUUCGAUGAAACACUCGAAGAACAUCAAAAAAUUUUAGAUUCUUUUAAAAAAAAAGAUCCUCCACUUUUAACUAUGGAAGAAAUGAAAGAAGCCGUCGAAGCAGUCGAAGAUUUGGUUCAAAAAUUAAAAGAUGAUAAAAGAGAAGCUGAGAGUAUAAACGAAGAAGAACAAUUAUUGGAAUGGGAAAUCACACCAUUUAUGUCUUUAGGUAAUAUGUUAGUCGCCGUGGAACCAUUUCAACAAUUAUGGAGAACGGUUUACGAUUGGCACGUCAAUAAUGAAAGAUGGUACUAUGGACCCUUUAAAGGUUUAGACGAAAACGAAAUAAGAGAAGAAGUCGAAACCGUUUGGAAAAUACUUUAUAAAUUAGCAAAAACCUUUCACGACAUACCUGGUUCUAAAAGAGUCGCGGAAAUCGUACGAGCCAAAGUCGAAAAAUUCAGACAGUAUCUUCCGGUUUUGCAAGCGAUUUGUAAUCCAGGAAUACAAGACCGUCACUGGGCUCAGAUGAGUCAAUUAGUCGGUAUGGAAAUCGAACAUUCCGAUACUGCAUCAUUACACGAAAUGAUUGAAAUAGGAAUGAUAAAACAUUCUGCCAAACUCGAAGAAAUAAGUAUAGCGGCAACUAAAGAAUACACUUUGGAAAGAGCAUUGGAAAAAAUGAAAAUGGAAUGGGAUGAUGUUAUUUUCACAUUAAAUCCGUACAGAGAAACUGGAACGCAUAUACUUUCGAGUAUUGACGAUAUACAAAUUAUGCUGGAUGACCACAUAUUAAAAGCUCAAACAAUGAGAGGAUCCCCGUAUGUUAAACCUUUCGAACGUCAAAUGCAAAGUUGGGAAGAAAAAUUAAUAUCAAUGCAAGACAUAUUGGAUGCGUGGUUGUUGUGUCAAUCGACUUGGAUGUAUUUGGAACCUAUAUUCAGUUCGGAAGACAUAUUGAGACAAAUGCCGGAAGAAGCAAAAAAAUUUAGAAAAGUCGAUAAAAUAUGGAAAAUGAUAAUGAAAGCGACUUUGACGGACGCGCACGUAUUGGUUGCAACAGAACAACCGAACAUGUUGAAAAAUCUUAGAGAAUGUAAUACUCUAUUGGAUGAAAUUCAAAAAGGUCUUAAUAAUUAUUUGGAAAAGAAAAGAUUGUUCUUUUCGAGGUUCUUCUUUUUGUCAAAUGAUGAACUUUUGGAAAUUUUAUCUGAGACGAAAGAUCCGAAAAGGGUACAACCUCAUCUCAAAAAAUGUUUCGAAGGUAUAUGGACGCUCGAAUUUACUGCCGAUGAAGAAAUUAUUGCCAUGAAUUCUGCCGAACACGAAAGGGUACCACUGAGUGGUAAAAUCAUACCAGCCGAAGCAAAAGGAAUGGUUGAAAAAUGGCUGUCGCAAGUCGAAAGUCUCAUGUUACAAUCCGUCCGUGAAAUAUGCAUGGAAGCUGUAUCCGCUUACGUUUCGACCAAAAGAGAAAAAUGGGUUUUAAGUUGGCCUGGACAAGUUGUCAUUUGUGGAAGUACCAUACACUGGACGGCUGAAGUUUCUGAAGCUAUUGAAAUGCAAACUCUUGAUAAAUAUUUAGAAAAAUGUCAAUCGCAAAUUGAGAAUCUUACUCAAUUGGUAAGAAGUCCUUUGACUAGUGGAUCAAGGAUAACAAUAUGCGCAUUGAUUGUAAUCGACGUUCACGCAAAAGACGUGGUCGCGCAAUUAUGCAAAUUAAACGUUCGUCAAAUAACCGAUUUUAACUGGGUUAGUCAAUUAAGGUACUACUGGAGAGAAUCAACGGUUAUCGUAUCGAUGAUAACGACGGAUGUUAAUUAUGGAUUUGAAUAUUUGGGAAACACUCCCAGAUUAGUUAUAACGCCAUUAACCGAUCGGUGUUACAGAACUCUUAUGGGUGCCCUGAGAUUGCAUUUAGGAGGAGCUCCAGAAGGACCCGCUGGAACUGGAAAAACGGAAACGUCCAAAGAUUUAGCCAAAGCUCUUGCUAAACAAUGCGUCGUUUUUAACUGUUCCGACGGUUUAGAUUAUAAAGCGAUGGGAAAAUUUUUCAAAGGACUCGCACAAUCUGGAGCCUGGUCAUGUUUUGACGAGUUUAACAGAAUCGAAAUUGAAGUUUUAUCCGUAAUUGCACAACAAAUUCUAACCAUCCAAUUGGCCAUUCAGCAAAAGUUGAAAAAAUUCAUUUUCGAGGGUACCGAACUUGUUCUUAAUCCCAGUUGUAACAUCAUAAUCACCAUGAAUCCUGGGUAUGCAGGUCGUCAAGAACUUCCGGAUAAUUUAAAAGUUUUAUUCCGAACGGUAGCCAUGAUGGUUCCUGAUUACGCAAUGAUAGGAGAAAUUUCUUUGUAUUCUAUGGGAUUUGAUGCCGCGAGAAAUUUGGCUGAAAAAAUAGUCGAUACCUAUAAAUUAUGUUCUGAACAAUUAUCGAGUCAACAUCAUUACGAUUAUGGUAUGAGAGCAGUUAAAACCGUACUUUUAGCAGCAGGAAAUUUAAAAUUAAAAUAUCCGACAUCAAAAGAAGAUGCGCUAGUUUUAAGAGCCAUAGUCGAUGUGAACCUUCCAAAAUUUUUAUCCGAAGACGUUCCACUUUUCGAAGGUAUCAUAUCCGAUUUAUUCCCUGACGUAAAAUUACCUAAACAGGAUAGAGAUGAAUUAGUUGAGGAAUUGAUAAAUUCUUGUAAAAAAAGAAAUCUUCAACCGACCGAAUGGUACCUGGACAAAAUUAUACAAAUUUAUGAAAUGAUUAAAGUCAGGCACGGACUCAUGAUUGUCGGAGAACCUUUGGGUGGAAAAACAAUGGCUUAUCAGAGUUUAGCCGAAGCUUUGGGAGAAAUAAAUCAAAAUAAAAAAGUUUCAAUGAAAGAAUUUAAGGUUCAAUAUAAAAUAAUAAAUCCUAAAGCUAUAACCAUGGGACAGUUGUACGGUUGUUUCGAUGCUGCAUCUCACGAAUGGUCCGACGGAGUUUUGGCAACAGCAUUUAGAGAAUUUGCUAGUUCCGUAUCGCCCGACAGGAAAUGGAUAAUCUUUGACGGUCCUAUUGAUGCCGUAUGGAUAGAAAAUAUGAACACAGUGUUGGACGAUAAUAAAAAAUUAUGUUUGAUGUCGGGUGAAAUUAUUCAGAUGUCGAACAAAAUGAAUUUGAUAUUUGAACCGGCAGAUUUGGAACAAGCUUCUCCAGCAACGGUUUCCCGAUGUGGAAUGAUUUAUUUGGAACCCCAAAGAUUAGGCUGGAGAGCACUUCACGAAUCAUUUAAUAAUAAAUUACGUGAAAAAUUAAUUCCAGAACAAAUGGAAAUAUUAGAUGAAUUGGUUGAUUGGUUGAUCGAUCCGACUUUGCAUUAUAUUUUUCAUUAUGCCAAAAGAUUUGUCAAUUCUUCGAGUUUACAUUUGUUUAUGAUGUACAGUAAAUUACUGACUUGCAUGCUGGAAGACGAAUCCCAAUUUGCCACAGUUUGGCUUCAGUGCACGUUUUUAUUUUGUUUAGUUUGGGGAUUCGGUGGGUCGAUGAAUGGAGAAAGUACAAAAAAAUUUGAUCUUUGGUUUCGAAAACUUUUAUUAGAUCAAGAUGAAAAACAUCCACGUCCGAAAAUGUUUAAAUUAUCGAGACAUCAAUUGUUUCCGGAAAAAGGAACCGUUUUCGAUUUUGUUUACGAUAAAAAAAACAACGGAACUUGGAUUCAAUGGUUGGAUUUGGUUGACAAAGUAUCCGUUAAUUAUCAUACGACAUCUAAGGUCAGCGAAUUAAUCAUUCCGACGAACGAAACGUGUUGUCAAAAAUUUUUUCUAGAACAUUUCAUAACGAAAAAAAUGCCAUUACUUUUCGUCGGUCCGACGGGAACUGGAAAAUCGUGCAUUGUUUUAUCACAUUUAAUGGCAUUACCAAAGGACAAAUAUUUACCAAACAUAAUAAAUUUUUCAGCGAGAACAACUGCUAAUCAAACACAAGAAAUCAUCAUGUCGAAACUUGACAGGCGACGAAAAGGUGUUUACGGUCCUGCCAUGGGUAAACAAUGCGUUCUAUUCGUAGAUGACUUAUCUAUGCCACAAAAAGAAGUGUACGGUGCUCAACCACCGAUAGAACUUCUUCGACAAUGGUUAGAUCACUCACAUUGGUACGAUCCGAAAGAUACAACAAAAUUCGAACUUGUCGAUAUUUUGUUUGUUGGCGGAAUGUUACCCGCAGGAGGAGGUUCAAAUGAAGUAACAUCGAGAUUUAUCAGACAUCAAUACAUUGUCGGAAUAGAAUCAUUCGAAGAGAGCACUCUUAAAAAAAUAUUCGGAUCAAUCAUGGAAUGGCAUCUGAACAAAAAUUUCGAUGACGCAAUCAAACGACUCGGAAAAGGUUUGGUCGAAGCAACGUUGGAAGUUUAUCAAAAUGCCAUAGCAAGUUUUCUUCCUACCCCGGCUAAAUCUCAUUAUUUGUUUAAUUUGCGAGAUUUUUCGAGAGUCAUAAGAGGAGUUCUUUUAUGUCCGAGUACUCACAUGAACGAAACGGAAAAAUUUGUCAGAUUAUGGAUACACGAAUGUUAUAGAGUGUUUCAAGACAGGCUCAUAAACGAAAGGGACAAACUCACUUUGUUUGGCAUCGUUUACAGAGCCGUACAACCGAAUUUUCGUAUGCCUAUAGAAAAAGUUUGUGCGAAUCUCAUGCCUGAAGAUGAAAAUGUAUUGACCGAUUCUCACAUAAGAAAUUUAUUUUUUGGAAAUUACAUAGAACCCGAUGCGAAUCCAAAAGUUUACGACGAAAUUUCAGAUUUAGACGAAUUGGCGGAAAAAAUGAAUUAUUAUUUAAACGAAUAUAAUUUAGUAUCUAGAACCCCGAUGUCUCUCGUCAUGUUUAAAUUUGCCAUGGAACACAUUUCGAGAGUGUCAAGAGUACUCUUACAAGAAUCCGGUCAUUGUUUGCUUGUGGGAAUCGGAGGAUCCGGAAGACAAAGUUCGACGAGAAUGGCCGCAUCAAUGGCAGAAUAUUUCUUAUUUCAGAUAGAAAUCGCUCGUCAAUAUUCAACCCUGGAUUGGAGAGAAGACAUAAAAACGUUACUUAAAAAAUGCGGAAACGAUGACAAACCCGGCGUUUUCCUAUUUUGCGAUUCUCAAAUAAAAGACGAAGGAUUUGUUGAAGAUAUAAACAUGCUAUUAAAUUCAGGAGAUAUUCCAAAUUUGUUUUCCGGUGAAGAAAAAGCCGAGAUAUUGGAAAAAAUGACUACGGCUAUACAACCUUCGGGUAAAAAAAUAGAAAUGACACCUUUGUCUCUUUAUAAUUUUUUCAACGAAAGAGUUCGACAAAACCUUCACAUAUCUUUGGCAAUGUCACCCAUCGGUGAAGCCUUUCGCGUACGUUUGAGAAUGUUUCCAUCAUUGGUUAAUUGCUGCACUAUCGAUUGGUUUAUGGCAUGGCCAGAAGAUGCAUUGGAAAAAGUGGCUACAAAUUUCCUUACUCCAAUGGGUUUCGACGAAGAACUAACGGAAAGUUGUGUUAAAAUGUGUAAAGAUUUUCACACAAUCGUACAAAAUAAAUCCGAAGAAUUUUAUAAAACCUUAAAAAGAAGAAAUUACGUCACACCCACUUCGUAUCUGGAAUUGAUAAAAACUUUUCAAAGCCUAUACGGUACAAAAGUCAAACAAUUAACGACACAAAUAAAUCGUUACGAUGUAGGACUGGAAAAAUUAGAUUUCGCUGCGCAUCAGGUUUCGAUAAUGCAAGACGAAUUGCAAGCUUUACAACCCCAGCUUAUGGUAACCUCUGAAAAAACGGAAAAAUUAAUGAUUAAAAUCGAACAGGAUACUGUUGUCGUUGAAGCUAAAAAAGAAAUAGUGGGAGCUGAUGAAGCUUUGGCGAACGAAGCCGCAGCAGCUGCUCAAGCAAUUAAAGACGAUUGCGAGAGUGAUUUAUCCGAAGCAAUUCCAGCUUUGGAAGCUGCCAUAAACGCAUUAAAUACAUUAAAACCAGCUGAUAUAACGGUCGUUAAAUCAAUGAAAAAUCCUCCUGCUGGAGUUAAAUUGGUAAUGGAAUCAAUAUGCGUGAUGAAACAAAUAAAACCGGAAAGAAAACCUGAUCCCGGAGGAAGCGGUCGAAUGAUUGAAGAUUAUUGGGGUCCAUCAUUAAAAUUAUUAGGAGAUUUAAAAUUUUUAGAAAAUUUAAAAGCAUACGACAAAGAUAACAUUCCACCGGCGGUAAUAAAAAGGAUUCGUGAAAAAUUUAUUCCAGAUCGCGAUUUCAUUCCGAAUAAUAUAAAACAAGUAUCCGCUGCUUGCGAAGGUUUGUGCAAAUGGGUUCGAGCUAUGGAAGUUUACGAUCGUGUCAUUAAAAUUGUUGCUCCGAAAAAAGCAAAAUUAGAAGAAGCCGAAGCCGAAUUGGCGCUUCAAAUGGAAACCUUAAAUGCAAAACGAGCACAGCUUCAAGAGGUAACCGACAAACUCCAAGCACUAAACGACGAAUUUGCAACAAUGACAAAACAAAAAAAAGAACUCGAAGACAACAUAGAUUUAUGCUCACAAAAACUAGACAGAGCAGAAAAACUUAUAGGGGGUUUAGGUGGUGAAAAACAAAGAUGGGCACAAACCGCACAAGAUUUACGAGACACUUUGGACAACGUUGUAGGAGAUGUACUUCUUUCGGCUGGUGUUGUCGCGUAUUUGGGUGCUUUCACCGUAUUCUUCAGACAGGACAUAAUAAAAGAAUGGAAUAAAAUGUGCAUGUCUUUAAACGUACCAUGUUCAAACAAUUUUUCACUCGUUCAAACAUUGGGAAAACCCGUUUUGAUAAGAAAAUGGAACAUUUGCGGUUUACCCGUGGAUAAUUUUUCUAUUGAAAAUGGUAUCAUUGUUAAAAAUGCAAAACGUUGGCCCCUCAUGAUCGAUCCUCAAGGUCAAGCAAACAAAUGGAUUAAAAAUUUAGAAAAAGAAAAUAAUUUGGGAAUAAUUAAAUUGACCGAUAGUAAUUAUGGAAGAGUCGUGGAAUUAGCGAUUCAAAAUGGUUACCCAAUUAUGUUAGAAAAUAUACUGGAGGAAAUUGAUCCAGCCCUCGAUCCUGUUUUGCUGAGAAAUGUUUUCAAACAAGGCGGCAUAGAGUAUUUAAACAUCGGAGAAAAUGCCGUUCCUUACAAUCACAAUUUCAGAUUUUACAUGACGACAAGACUUCGAAAUCCGCAUUAUCUUCCGGAAAUAGCAGUUAAGGUGACUUUACUUAAUUUUAUGAUAACGAGACAAGGAUUGCAAGAUCAACUUUUAGGUAUCGUCGUGGCAAAAGAAAGACCCGAUCUCGAAGAGAAAAAAAAUUUAUUAAUUAUAGAAAGUGCAAAUAAUAAAAAAAUGUUAGAAGAAAUUGAAAAUAAAAUUCUUCAAGUUUUAUCAUCGUCGGAGGGUAACAUUUUAGAAGAUGAAACGGCGAAUCAAAUUUUAACUUCUUCUAAGACUUUAUCAGAAGAGAUUCACGCCAAACAGGAAAUAGCAGUUGCAACGGAAGAAGAAAUUGAUCAUGCUAGAAAUUCAUACAAACCUGUAUCCGAACACAGUUCCGUUUUGUUCUUUUGCAUAUCCGAUUUAGCAAACAUCGAUCCAAUGUAUCAAUAUUCACUAUCUUGGUUUAUAAAUUUAUACGUUUUGGCUAUAGAAAACAGUGACAAACUUCCGGAUCUGAAAGAAAGAAUGGCGGCGUUAAACGAAUAUUUCACAUAUUCAAUAUACAAAAAUGUUUGCCGAUCGCUUUUCGAAAAAGAUAAAUUAAUAUUUUCUUUUGCAUUAACGAUCGGAAUACAAAGAUCACACAAAGAAAUCGAUGAAGAAUUAUUUACAUUUUUUUUAACCGGUGGCGUGGCUUUAUCAAAUCCACAUCCAAAUCCAGCUCCGAUGUGGCUGUCGGAAAAAUCUUGGUCGGAAAUCGUAAGAGCGACAAAAUUACCCGGGUUGAGCCAUUUUCAAAAAUCGGUUGAAAGUAAUAUUUUAGAAUGGCAAAAAUAUUACGAUUCGCCAUCUCCUCAAGAUCAAAAUAUUCCACCGACGUUGAACGAACUCCAGGGUCUCCACAAAUUGAUUAUUUUGCGAUGUAUAAGACCCGACAAAGUCGUACCUGCGGUUCAAAAUUACAUAGUUGAAUUCAUGUCUCAAAAUUUUAUCGAGCCGCCCGUGUUUAAUUUGUCUGAAAUUUACAUGGAUUCCAGUUGUACGACACCCCUCGUUUUUGUGUUAUCUCCGAGUUCGGAUCCGAUGAUGGCAUUGAUGAAAUUUGCCGAGAUAAAAGGAAAAAAAAGAACAUUGCAAACCAUUUCCUUGGGUCAAGGCCAAGGUCCGAUAGCGGCGAAUAUGAUUUAUCAAUCGAUUACAGCUGGAACAUGGGUUGUUCUUCAAAAUUGUCAUUUGGCUGAAUCAUGGCUGAAAGAAUUAGAUAGAAUAACGCAAGAAGUUAUAGUACCGGAGAGCACGCAUAAAGACUUUAGAUUGUGGCUUACCAGUUAUCCUUCGAAUGCUUUUCCCGUAUCCAUUUUACAAAAUGGAGUUAAAAUGACCAACGAAGCACCGAAAGGAUUAAAAUUAAAUUUAUUAAGAUCAUACACCAGCGAUCCGAUUUCAAAUCCAAAUUUUUUCGAUUCUUGUAAACAAAUAAAUGCUUGGCAAAAAUUAUUGUUUGCUUUGGUAUUUUUUCAUGCUUUGGUACAAGAAAGAAGAAAAUUUGGUCCUUUGGGAUGGAAUAUACCGUACGAAUUCAAUGAAUCCGAUUUACGCAUAAGCGUUUUGCAGUUACAGAUGUUUUUAAAUGAAUAUGACACAGUUCCAUUUCAUGCAUUAACUUAUUUAACUGGAGAAUGUAAUUACGGAGGUAGAGUUACAGAUGACAAAGACAGAAGACUCUUAAAUUCUUUACUGUCGAUAUUUUAUUGUCCAGAAGUCAUUGAAAAUCCAAGCUAUGUAUUUUCCGACAGUGGACUUUAUUACGUACCAUUAGCUUCCGAUCAUGCUUCAAUUCUUGAAUAUAUAAAAUCACUACCGUUAAAUCCUAAACCGGAAGUUUUUGGACUCCAUGAAAAUGCAGAUAUUACAAAAGACAAUAACGAAACGACAAUGCUGUUGAGAGGAGUUUUACUCACUCAACCACAAAUCGGUUCUGGAACGGGUGGAGAAGAAAAAGGCGAUGAAGUAUCUGAAUUAGCAGCAAAUAUUUUAAGACAAAUCCCAGAUAAAUACAAUGUGGAAGCUGUUUCUGAAAAAUAUCCGAUACUUUACAUGAAUUCAAUGAAUACGGUUCUUAAACAAGAAUUGAUUCGAUUCAACCGAUUGAUUGAAGCCAUAAAAACGAGUUUGGCUAACGUAAGGAGAGCAAUUGCUGGAGAAAUAGUUAUGACACCGCAAUUGGAAGAAGUAAAUAUGAGUUUAAUUGUUGGUCGAGUUCCAGCUGUUUGGGCAUCAAAAUCUUAUCCAUCGUUAAAACCCUUGGGCAGUUACGUCACGGAUUUUUUGCUAAGGUUAAAAUUUUUACAAAAUUGGAUCGAUAAUGGAGUACCUACAGUAUUUUGGUUAUCCGGAUUUUAUUUCACGCAAUCAUUUUUAACAGGAGUUUUACAAAAUUUUUCAAGGGCUAAUAAAGUACCCAUUGAUAAAGUUGGAUUCACAUUUGAAGUAACGGAUUUUGAAGCUCAUGUACAAGUGGAUAGUAAUCCUCCUUUUGGUGUUUACACAAAAGGAUUGUUUUUGGAAGGUGCUAGAUGGGAUAGAUUAAACAAGGUACUUGCUGAAUCUUUACCUAAAAUUUUGUACGAUUGCAUACCCAUAAUAUGGUUUAAACCUGGAGAGAAGGCAAAUUUUAUUCCGGUUCCAUCAUACAAAUGUCCCAUAUAUAAAACCAGUGCUAGAAGAGGAAUUUUAUCCACAACUGGUCAUUCGACUAAUUUCGUUAUGUUUCUAGAAUUAAUUAGUGAUCAACCUGAAAAACAUUGGAUUAAUAGAGGAGUUGCUUUACUUUGUGCAUUAGAUGAUUAA
This is a messenger RNA of Pediculus humanus corporis (human body louse), 12270 nucleotides long. RefSeq names its product dynein beta chain, ciliary, putative. Gene Ontology annotation, biological process: microtubule-based movement. The record is from RefSeq and is a predicted model, not a curated record. NCBI's taxonomy places the organism in Eukaryota, Metazoa, Arthropoda, Insecta, Psocodea, Pediculidae. The coding region runs from base 1 to 12270 and encodes 4089 amino acids. The transcript is spliced from 56 exons. Gene Ontology annotation, cellular component: dynein complex. Gene Ontology annotation, molecular function: dynein light intermediate chain binding; dynein intermediate chain binding; minus-end-directed microtubule motor activity.